UUAUUACAUCAGCCUUUAGCACAAAUUCCCUCUGUGGGUCAGACACAUUUGCUGCUGAGAGGGGUUUUUACUGCUCCAGUUCAAUUCUUGUUUUUAAAAUCAUGGUUUUGUCAAGUAUGGAGUAUGCAAAAGCUUUAGUUCCCACAUCUUUAAUAAGGUCUGUGUCAUCGGUGCAGAACUCUCUCACACAGCGAAUGGUGUCUCCCCCACAGCCCCGGCCAUACAGGGUUUGCACACAGAACCGCCGCAGGAGAAAAGGUUUUACGGCCACCUCUCUGGAAGAUCUCAUGGACAAGGUGGCCAGUUCUUUUCUGCUAACGUGUCAUGCCCUCACUCUGGUAUUAGAGGAUGAUGGGACUGUGGUGGACACUGAGGCUUUUUUUCAGUCUCUACCAACUAACACACUAUUUAUGGUCCUAGAGAAAGGAAAAGUUUGGACCCCAAAUAAACAGAUUAUAUCAAGUUCCACACAACCAAAGAGGAAAGGAGUUGCCAAUCUGAGCUUUGACCUGUAUAAACUAAACCCACAAGACUUUCUGGGUUGUCUUACUGUUAAAGCCACAUUUCAUGAAAUAUAUACACUCUCAUAUGACAUCCACUGCUACAAAGCCAAGGAGAUCUUGAAGUCUUUAUUGCGAUGUGUCUUGAACGCAGCCAGAGUGGCGGGUCACGUUCUUCUCUGUAGCUCCACAUAUGCAUUACAGCAGAUUGAGGAAGACGAAUACUGUGGCUAAAAUCACCUGAGAUUAUAAAUGGUUAAAAACAUCUACCCUACUGUAGUUUUGGCUGUUAUGUAUCAAUUGCAGCCUCACUAACGUCUCUGGUUUAUUAUAUUUUGCAUGAACUAACUAUAGCGCUCCAAAUGUAAACUGAAUAUUCUGCAUAUCUUAUCUUUACACUAGUUUCAGUUUAACUAGUUUUGUAGCUGGUAGUCUUGAACAACCUAUUUAAACAAACGGACAGUGUAAAAAACCAGCCAAGCAAACAGGAAGCAAUAUGAAAACAGAAUUAUAGUUAUCAAAGACAGAGUUAAGUUUCUUUCUGGGUGACUACAUUUCUGAUUAGUUUAUAAUAGUAAAGUGGUUUAAGUGAGAUUAGACACACUUUUUUGUUUAACAUUCUUCAUCAAUGAGAAAUCAAAGGAAAGUCUAAACUGUUGUGUCUUUAUGAUUAAGCUUUAUGGUGGUGGAAGUAUAUAAUGUCUAGAUAUGAACUUAUGAUUUGCUAGACAAAGGAUUUAGGUCACAUACACAUCAAUAUAAUUUUAUUAUGAAACAACUUGACUGAAUUGACUACUGUAUAUGUGAGAGUCUAUAAAGCACUCACUUUUAUAUACUAUACUGUACAACCGUAUAUAGUAACCUUAUGGUAUUGAGUCAAAUAUCUAAUAGGAUAAAUGCCUAUUCUCAUUGUUUAUCUUGUUUAUGUUGGUUUAUAGCCUAAUGCCUAGUUUUGUCUUUAAGUAUUCAUUGUAAUAUGUUUCACAUAUCUACUAACACUUAUCCAGAUUUUCAAGUUUAUAUUGUGUCAAUUUAUCUGUGCAAUAUGCUUAAAACAAAAUAAACUUGACUGCAUCAUCA
Molecule: messenger RNA, 1580 nt
Organism: Misgurnus anguillicaudatus (oriental weatherfish)
Lineage: Eukaryota; Metazoa; Chordata; Actinopteri; Cypriniformes; Cobitidae
Gene: cidea
Product: cell death inducing DFFA like effector a
Biological process (GO): apoptotic process; regulation of apoptotic process
Source: RefSeq, a predicted model, not a curated record